GUGACGCCUUCCGUACAAAUACUUGGUUAGCGGGUCUUUUUGGACUCAUUCGCGCUUUCUCUGGUGGCUCUGGACGGAGUUCGUGUUGAAACCAAGGGGAGGUUGAAUUUGUAGUUGGAAGCUCCUGCCUUUUCUGGAGACGAGUACCAUCACUCUGUGCCAGCAUGCAUGUGGUCAAGCGAGACGGACGCCAAGAGCGCGUCAUGUUCGACAAAAUCACCUCACGCGUCCAGAAGCUUUGCUAUGGGCUGAACUCCGAGUUUGUGGACCCGGCCCAGAUCACGAUGAAGGUGAUCCAGGGUCUGUAUAGCGGAGUCACCACAGUGGAACUGGACACCCUGGCAGCAGAGAUCGCCGCCACGCUCACCACGAAACACCCCGACUACGCCAUCCUCGCAGCACGUAUCGCCGUGUCCAACCUGCACAAAGAGACGAAAAAGGUGUUCAGCGACGUGAUGGAGGACCUGUACAACUACGUUAACCCUCUGAAUCGGCGCCAUUCUCCCAUGAUCUCCAAGGAGACCCUCGACAUUGUCCUUGAGAACAAAGACCGCCUCAACUCGGCCAUCAUUUUCGACAGAGAUUUCUCCUACAACUUCUUUGGUUUCAAGACGCUCGAGAGGUCGUACCUGUUGAAGAUCAAUGGCAAAGUGGCGGAGCGGCCACAGCACAUGCUUAUGAGGGUGGCCGUUGGCAUCCAUGGAUUGGACAUCGAUGCAGCCAUUGAGACCUACAACCUGCUGUCAGAGAAAUGGUUCACCCACGCCUCUCCUACGCUCUUCAAUGCGGGGACUAACCGGCCACAGCUGUCCAGCUGCUUCCUGCUCGCCAUGAAGGACGACAGCAUCGAAGGCAUUUACGACACGCUCAAGCAGUGUGCCCUCAUCUCCAAGUCGGCUGGAGGAAUCGGCGUGGCGGUGAGCUGCAUCAGAUCGACAGGGAGCUACAUCGCGGGAACCAAUGGAAAUUCCAACGGGCUGGUCCCCAUGCUGAGGGUUUACAACAACACGGCGCGCUAUGUCGACCAGGGUGGGAACAAGAGACCGGGCGCCUUCGCCAUGUACCUGGAGCCCUGGCAUUUUGAUGUGUUUGACUUCCUGGAGCUGAAGAAGAACACAGGAAAGGAGGAACAGAGAGCCAGAGACCUGUUCUAUGCCCUGUGGAUACCUGACUUGUUUAUGAAGAGAGUGGAGAGCAACCAGGACUGGUCCCUGAUGUGUCCCAACGAGUGCCCGGGCCUGGACGAGUGCUGGGGAGAGGAGUUUGAGGCGCUCUACACCAAAUAUGAGAAGGAGGGCAGGGUCAAGAGAGUAGUGAAGGCUCAGCAGGUAUGGUACGCCAUCAUUGAGUCCCAGACAGAAACUGGCACUCCAUACAUGUUGUACAAGGAUGCCUGCAACAGGAAGAGCAACCAGCAGAACCUGGGCACCAUCAAAUGCAGCAACCUCUGCACAGAAAUUGUUGAAUACACCGACAAAGACGAGGUAGCGGUCUGUAAUCUGGCUUCCAUUGCCCUCAACAUGUACGUCACCCCUGAGAGGACUUAUGACUUUAAAAAACUUGCAGAUGUGACCAAAGUCAUCGUCAAAAACUUGAACAAGAUUAUAGACAUUAACUAUUAUCCUGUACCUGAGGCUGAAAAGUCCAAUAAGCGUCACAGGCCAAUAGGAAUCGGGGUCCAGGGUUUGGCAGAUGCCUUCAUCCUCAUGCGCUAUCCCUUUGAAAGCCCUGAAGCUCAGCUGCUGAACACCCAGAUCUUUGAGACGAUCUACUACGCUGCUCUGGAGGCCAGCUGCGACCUUGCUGCGGAGUUCGGCCCUUACGAGACCUAUGAAGGCUCCCCAGUCAGCAGGGGCAUCCUCCAGUACGACAUGUGGGGGAAGACUCCCACCGAGCUGCAGGACUGGAAGCUGCUGAAGGAGAAGAUUUCCAAGCACGGCAUAAGGAACAGUCUGCUGCUGGCCCCGAUGCCCACGGCCUCCACCGCCCAGAUCCUGGGCAACAAUGAGUCCAUCGAAGCCUACACCAGCAACAUCUACACGCGCAGGGUGCUCUCUGGGGAGUUCCAGAUCGUCAACCCUCAUUUGCUCAAAGACCUGACUGAGAGGGGGAUGUGGAAUGAGGAGAUGAAGAACAAGCUGAUAGCUCACAAUGGAUCUAUCCAGGAUAUUGCUGAUAUUCCAGAUGACGUCAAGCAGCUCUACAAAACAGUGUGGGAAAUCUCCCAGAAGACCGUGCUCAAAAUGGCUGCCGAUCGUGGCGCCUUCAUCGACCAGAGCCAGUCCUUGAACAUCCACAUCGCAGAGCCAAACUAUGGCAAACUGACCAGCAUGCACUUCUUUGGCUGGAAACAGGGCCUGAAGACGGGCAUGUAUUACCUAAGGACGAAACCCGCUGCGAAUCCCAUCCAGUUCACCCUGAACAAGGAGAAGCUGAAGGAGGUGCAGCAUACCAAAGCUUCAGAGGAGGACAUCAAAGAGCGAAACACUGCAGCCAUGGUUUGUUCCCUGGAGAACAGAGAUGAGUGCCUCAUGUGUGGAUCCUGAACAUGUCCCCUCACUAACUGCACUGCUAAACAUCCCACAUCAGUGAGCUGUGAAGCCCAAUGUUCUAACUGCUUCAGCUCACGAACGUGACUGUUCUUGUGCAAUGUACAGAAAUAAGUUUAUUAAAAUGACAAAAGUACUUAAUGCCUUUUAUUUAGUUUUGUUAUUGGAAAAUAAAAGGCUUUUUGAUAUGAAA
Betta splendens (Siamese fighting fish) is the source of this 2742-nucleotide messenger RNA. Its product is annotated as ribonucleoside-diphosphate reductase large subunit. Gene Ontology annotation, cellular component: ribonucleoside-diphosphate reductase complex. Gene Ontology annotation, biological process: deoxyribonucleotide biosynthetic process; DNA replication. The record is from RefSeq and is a predicted model, not a curated record. Gene Ontology annotation, molecular function: ribonucleoside-diphosphate reductase activity, thioredoxin disulfide as acceptor; ATP binding. Lineage: Eukaryota; Metazoa; Chordata; Actinopteri; Anabantiformes; Osphronemidae. The transcript is spliced from 4 exons. Bases 165 to 2546 code for a protein of 793 amino acids.